Messenger RNA from Argentina anserina (silverweed cinquefoil), 1374 nucleotides. RefSeq names its product telomere repeat-binding factor 2. NCBI's taxonomy places the organism in Eukaryota, Viridiplantae, Streptophyta, Magnoliopsida, Rosales, Rosaceae. The record is from RefSeq and is a predicted model, not a curated record. Gene Ontology annotation, biological process: nucleosome assembly. Gene Ontology annotation, molecular function: double-stranded telomeric DNA binding. Gene Ontology annotation, cellular component: nucleosome.
UGAAAAUCCCCACAAAUUUUUUUUUAAAUCACUGAUAACCACCAAAUUCCGGUCAAAUUCUCAAUUCUCCGACUAUCUGCUAUCCCCAUCAAUCUCACUUCCUACAUUCUCCGGCGGCUUCUCUCACUAUCAUCUCCGAUCCGGGAUUGAAGAUAUGCAUGGUUGUAUUGUGUUGUUGCUUAUGUGAUUUAAUGUGACUUAUAAAGAUUUUGUGUGGAAGAGUUUUGGACUUCUGUUGAUGGGUGCUCCUAAGCAGAAGUGGACGCCAGAAGAAGAAGCGGCCCUAAAAGCUGGGGUGCUUAAACAUGGGGCAGGAAAAUGGCGCACAAUUCUCUCGGACAAAGAGUUUGGUUCUAUCUUGAAUUUACGUUCAAAUGUUGAUCUCAAGGACAAAUGGAGAAAUAUAAAUGUGACAGCAAUAUGGGGAUCUAGGCAGAAGGCUAAGCUUGCACUCAAAAGGACCACUUCAACCCCUAAAGAAGACAGUAGCCCUUCAACAGUGGCAACUGAGCUGCAAAGUAAUGAAGAUACUCCUGACGCUAAGCCUCUUGCCAGUUCGGGUGGAAAGGUGCAGACUGCUGAGCCAAAGCCACCAAUUGCGAGGUUGGAUCAUCUUAUAUAUGAAGCUAUUACAAAUUUGAAGGAACCAAGGGGUUCUGACAAAAACGCAAUCACUACGUACAUAGAGGAUCAAUAUUGGGCGCCAUCAAACCUCAGUAAGCUACUGGCCUUAAAGUUAAAGCACAUGACAGUUAAUGGGAAACUAGUUAAGGUAAAGCAUAGAUACAGAAUUCCACAAAGUUCAGCAAAUUCUGAAAAAAGAAGAAGCUCUUCAACAUUGCUGUCAGAGGGAAAGCAGAAGGACUCUACUAGAGUAGAUAAAAAGGUGCUCAGCAUUCUGAGUAAGUCACAAGUUGAUGCAGAGCUAACCAUGAUCAGGAGCAUGACUGCUCAAGAGGCUGCUGCUGCUGCUGCACAAGCAGUUGCCGAGGCAGAAGCUGCCAUUGCAGCUGCUGAAGAGGCAGCACGGGAAGCAGAGGCAGCAGAAGCUGAAGCUGAAGCAGCACAAGUUUUUGCGAAGGCAGCAGUGAAAGCUUUGAAAUGUAGAAGACUUGAUCUUGAUAUGAAACUCGCACAUGGGUAACUCAGUUAUUCAGCAAGAACCAUGCAUGAGAUCGCUUAUGCUGGUGCAGCCAUAUCUCCUAAUGUAAAUAGACUGAGCUUCUCUAUCUGGAGCAUAGAAAUUGUCUGAUUUUCUUUUCCUUUUCAGUUCUAGGUAUCAUUUUGUAAGGAGCUUAGAGAUGUCUUGAUUUUCGGAUACAACAAUGGAGUGUAUCAGUAAAACUGGUAGAAUGAAGAGAUGGGUUUCUGUUU